Messenger RNA from Beauveria bassiana ARSEF 2860, 4497 nucleotides. RefSeq names its product NACHT and WD domain protein. The record is from RefSeq and is a predicted model, not a curated record. Gene Ontology annotation, molecular function: protein binding. Lineage: Eukaryota; Fungi; Ascomycota; Sordariomycetes; Hypocreales; Cordycipitaceae. The transcript is spliced from 7 exons. The coding region runs from base 1 to 4497 and encodes 1498 amino acids.
AUGCGUGCCCCGGCGCGAUCGUCUCGGCGUAUCACCAGCUUGCUUCAUCGCUUUCGAUCAGCCGAGCCAGCCGAGCCAGCCGAGCCAGCCUCGGAUGACAGACUCGAGUUGAGCAGAUUUGGAAUAAGUGAGGUCACGCAUGAUGUUACAGAGCCAGAAGCUACGAUAGUGUUUAUCCAUGGACUUGGUGGACAUCCUGUGAAGACAUGGCGGUACCCAUCAAAGCAAGGUGAUACGUUCUGGCCUCGAGAUUGGCUCCCCCACGAGCCAGGUAUGGAAAGGAUACGUAUUUACAUGUUUGGAUACGCAGCGGAAAUUCAGGCCACGGCGUCCAAGUUGUGUACCAUUUCCGACUUUGCAAAGUCCCUCCUGCUCGAUCUCCUAACCGCAAAACUUUCGGAUGCGCCGAUAAUAUUUGUCUCACAUUCUAUGGGUGGACUUGUCGUUAAGAAGGCGUAUAUGAUGGCAGCACGCGACAGCACCUAUACAGAGGUGGGCAAAUCCAUUUCUCGAGGAGCUAUGAUCUUCCUAGGAACUCCCCAUCGCGGCUCUGAAAAUGCUGCAAAGCUUCACGCUAUUUUAUCUGCGACCAUUGGGUCAAAGCAGUUUGUUGAGGAAUUGAAACGCGAAUCCAUGAGCAUAUCAGCGAUCAAUGAAGAUUUUAGGCACUAUGCAAAAGACGUGUGCUUAUGGUCUUUGUACGAAAAUCGACCGACCUCCAUAGGAGCUGGCCGCAGCGCAGUUCUUGUAGACCGCGAUACCGCUGUUCUUGGAUAUGACAAUGAAGGAUCCUCACGAAUCGAAGGAGAUCAUCGCAUGAUUUGCAAAUUCGAGUCCCGAGGAGCUCCAGGCUACAAGACGAUAAAGAAUCUAUUGGUACACCUCAUCGAAACAAGGGUCCAAAAUAUACCAAAGGCCAUUCCGGCUCCAGAUUCAGCGCCGUUGGAUGACGGACAUCCGCCAGGAUAUACUGUUGGAUCUGGAGCCAGGCAUGCAAGCAUCAGCAGGAGACCCAAUCUUGCAGCGAAACAACUGUCCAAAAUAUUGGGCCAAGACGAUACCAGUGGAGAAAAUUUGCUCUUCUUUCGCGACAAUAGAGUUGUCGCGGACUCUUGUCAAUGGAUCUUUGAGAAGAGCUCUUUCAAAUGGUGGGCAGAUCGGAACUCCACACGGCCAGGCCGGUAUCUAUGGCUCUACGGACCUCCUGCCGCCGGAAAGUCAGUCCUGGUCAGCGCUGUUAUCGAUAAGUUGCAUUCAAAGCACCUGCUCACUGCCUUCUACUUUUUUCGUCGUAACAAUGUUACUGGCAGAACGACGCGCUCAUUUUUGCUGUCUCUCAUAGCACAGAUGUCAAUGCACUCACUCGAGUUCUACGAGAAGCUGAUGGACAUUGAUGCUCAACAAGCAAAGAUUCACUCCAUGCCCACACGAGUCCUCUGGCAGAAAAUAUUCAUCGAUACCCUCUUUGAGAUCAAGAGCUCUGCCGAAAGUCAAUGGUACUGGAUCAUCGAUGCCCUUGACGAGGCUGAUGCGCCAUCAGAAUUGAUAUCGCUCAUCGGCAAGAUCAACUCCCAAACUCCGAUCAACAUUCUCAUCACAUCUAGAGUUGACAUGGACAUCAAACGCAGUCUACAGACCUCUGUACCGAAGCAAGCUUUGCACCAACAAGAAAUUGAACCCGCUGACACAAAGGACGAUAUGGCAGCUCAUGCUCGACACGAGCUGGAAUCGCUUCCAUUUGACCCAAACGAGAUUAGCCAGAUAGUUGAACUCCUUGUUGCAAAGUCCCAAGGAAUCUUUUUGUGGGUUCGGUUCGCCGUGGAAGAAAUUCAAGCGACCGCUCACACGCUUCAAGGUGUGUACGAAGCCUUGGAGGCGAUGCCUUCCGAGAUGGCCAAUUUCUUUCAACAGAUUCUAGACGGCAUGUCUGCCAUGCGUGAAAUUAAUAAGAAAAUUGCCAAGGCGAUACUGGGUAGCACAGUCUGUGCAAUGCGGCCGCUGGGGACGCUGGAGCUGCAAGCCGCUUUACAUCCUACAUUCGGGAGACUGGCCAGUCUCGACUACACAAUCAAACAAGUAUGCCCACAUCUCAUCAAGGUGGACAAAGACUCCGGUAUAGUCCAGCUUAUUCAUGAGACCGUGAGAGAAUUCUUAUUGCAAUGCCAAGAUUCGGAAUUCUCGGUGGAUAGCCUCCAGGCUCAUCAUCAUUUGACGCGAAUUUGUCUGGGCGUCUGGACUGAGGACACUUUUGCUUCCCCAAUCAGCAGCAGUCUUCGACAUCCCCGCAGCGUCGCCGAGUUGAAUGCUAUUCAUCCUUUGCUGUAUUAUUCUGCCACCUCAUGGUUUGACCACCUUCAAAACGCCGCCAUUGAUAAGCCACUAGAGCUGACCAUCUGCGACUUCCUGCGCACGUCAGUGUUAUCUUGGGUCGAGGUCGCAGGACUACUUGGCGACUUGUCGCUCCUCACUGCUGGAGCUCUUGGUUUGGAGACAUUAAUGGUGCAGUCCCCGUUGAUCAGUAACGCGAAUAAGCGACUCGUCUCUGGAUGGGCAGUCGAUCUAGUUCGCAUCGCACCGCAAUAUGGAAGAAACAUUGUGUCAUAUCCAUUUUCAAUCCACAAGCUUCUGCCGCCAUUUUGUCCAGUCAAGACUCAGAUUGGCUCGCAAUUUGGCGCAGCUGGUGACAUCAGCAUCGUUGGUGCUGGUCAUAAGCACUGGGACGAUUGUCUGGCACACAUUACGGUGGCACGCGACGGCGGACUAUGGACUGCAAUAGUGUAUGACGCAGAGACCUGUCAGGAACUUCGCCGCUUCAGCCAUGGAGAGCGUAUUGUUGCUCUUCACAUAAACAGCACUGGCGAAUACAUAGUCACUGGUGAUCUUCGCUCCAUGAAGACCUGGAGAACCAAGACGGGGGAAAUGGUUUCAGAGCUCGCAAAUCCGGGAAGAUCGCGAUGCCUGGGUGCUGCUUUCCGGCCUGACAGCAAAUGCGUCGUCAUAUUCACAUCAAAUGAUUCUAUUGCAAUAUGGGAUCUUCGGCAAAACAGUGCAACUGAAUCACGGCUUGAACGACAGUCUGUGCACGGCAAGUAUCGCGGAUGGCCGUGGGGGGUAGCUUUUGACAAGGACACCACCAAGGUCAGCCUCGCAUACAAGGGAUGGCCCAUCGAGGUGUGGCAUGUCGACCGAGUGGAGAUUGUUGAGAGUGUACCAACCCGUAACCCUCUUGGAUCAUGUUUCAAUCCGUCCAGCAACGACAUCUAUGUGGUGGAUCAUGACAGCACUAUGAUACGAUACGAUAUCCAGGCUCAAACAACAACCCAAAUUCGUCUAGACGUCCGUGUUGCGGUAUGUAAUCCAAGCGGUACUCUCUUGGUUACGGGCGAUUCAAGUGGUGUUUUGAAGUUUUUCGCGGCAGAUACCAUGGAACUUCUCUACAAGAUUGACAAAUACAGCGACAUGGUUACAGGACUUUGCUUCAGUCCCGACGGUACAAAGCUUUACGAUAUUCGGGCAUCAGAUUGCAAUGUUUGGAUCCCUGAGGUACUACUGGUCAGUGUUCGGGAGUACUCAUCCCUGAGCGGAGUCGAGUCGGAGAACAGUACGCUCAGCCGGACAGGUUGCACCAUCACAGGUGACUCGUCAUCCUUGGUUCUGGAGUGGUCCGCUGAUGGUUCAACUCUUGUGUCGAUUGACUCGUCACAACGGUUCAUCGUAAGUCGUCUAAAGCAAAUAUCGACGACGAAAUGGAACUGCGAGAGGCAGCAGGACUUCUAUCCCGGUCAGUCGAAUAAUGGCGCUGUGAGACAGCUGCUCCUUAGCCCGGAUAGCACCCGAUUACUCGCAUCGUUUCGCGGAGCGCACAGCUUUUUCGACUUAAAUACUGGUCAAGAGACUUUACAGACGGCUUUUGAUCAUCCUGAAAACUUGCCAUUCUGGCUUCAACACCCGCACCGCUCUGAGCAGAUUAUCUGCUUGGAUCUUCAAGUGGCAAGAAUUUUUAGCUGGGAUACGUUUGAAACACUCACAAGCACAGACGGCAUUGUUUUGGAUCACGAUUUGGCUGUUGAGUGGGCCGAUAAAAAGGUCAAAACUCUCGCCCAUCUAACCCACGAUAAAAGGUCUAUUGUCAUUGAAUGGUCCACCUUGGAGCGCAAUCCGGUCACAAAGUGCAGCACCUGGAGCAGUUUGGGAUUUGAUACCACAGCUGAGAUCAAACUCCAAGAAUCAAAUAAUUGGCAUCAUCUGCGGCUUGACAGUGUCGUGGGUGUGUACAGAAACCAAGCCGUGUUCCUGGACCAAGACCUUUGGGUGUGCAGCUCUCCAUGCGGCAAGAAGACUGGCGCCACGAGACAUUUCUACAUGCCAAUGGAUUGGCUGAAUACAAGCGAGGAGAGGUUGGCAGUCAUGACGAGAUCUGGAGAGUUUGUAUAUGCUCAGCGUGGAGUUAUUGUGGUGGUGAGAUGUGGAAUGAGGAGCAACCAGGGCCAGGUGUGA